AUGGCUUCUACCGAUAAUACCGAGAAGAAAAUCGAUGAGCACAUUCGAGCUUCAGAUUCAACCAACAUCGAGAAAGGUGAUAUCGUUCCACGAGAUGAAAACGCUGCUACGAGACACGAAGAUCAAACAAUCGCCAUUCUCGAACUCGUAAAAGCUCAAAAUGAGCAUCAUCCUAUGCAUUGGUCCGCCUUCAAACGAUGGGGAAUUGUGGUCAUAUAUUGCUUGUUGCAAACCUUUGUUACUCUUACCAGUACAACAUAUGUAUCUGCCGAGUUCUUAAUACAAGAGAAGUUUGGAGGAACUACUCAAGUCGUGACUCUCGGUCAGAGUAUGUUCAUUAUGGGAACAGCGGUCGGUCCUACAUUCUUGGGUCCAUUAUCUGAUCUUGGUGGUCGUAAAUGGAUUUACGUUGUUAGCAUCGCAUUCUAUGCAGUUUUGAACUUUGGAACCGCAUAUGCCCUCAACCUUCCUAUGCUCAUCAUCUUCAUGUUCCUUGCGGGUACAGCUGGUUCUACUGCCCUAUCGAAUGUUGCUGGAACAAUCUCGGAUCUCUUUGGAGAUAUUGAUGGUGCUGGACAAGCAAUGGCACUUUUCGUCAUGACUGCAAACAUUGGCCCAUCUCUUGGAUCACCCGUUGGGGAGUGGAUCGCCGAUAAUGAGGAUAUGGGUCUCAAAUGGAUCUUUUUAAUCAACGUAAUAAUCGGCUUUGCAUUCUCUAUCAUCUUGUGUUUCAUUCCAGAAACAUUACCAAGAUUGGUCAUUGCAAAAGCAGCUGCAAAGAGUGUAACCGUCGAUGAGCAAGAAACUGCCAUCUUGACUGGUAGACUCAAUGUCCUUCAAGAAAUGAAGUUCGUCACAACUAUGACAUUCAAAAUCAUGUUCACAGAGCCAGUUGUUUUAUUCCUUGGGUUGUACAAUGGAUUCGCCUACGGUAUCCUCUUCUUGUACCUCGAUGGAGUAUUUGAUGUUUUCGUCGUCAAUAAUGGUCUCACUUACAUUGGUGCCGAUCUCACAUACCUCAAUUUCGUCGUCGGAGUAGUCGCCAUGUUUUGCUUCGUUCCGGUUCAAACUUGGUUUUAUGCUAGAGAUCGUAAGAAGCAUGGUAUUAAUCGCCCCGAAGCUCGAUUUAUCACUUCUUUGGUAACCGUUUGGCUUUUCCCAAUAACACUGCUUUGGUUCGCAUUCACGUCGGAUGGAAGCGUAUCCUAUUGGUCACCAGUUGUCGCUGGUGGCGUUCUUGGUUUUGCGGAUCCAUUGUUGUGGCUCAGUAUGCUUAAUUACAUUACUGACUCCUAUCCCAACGUCGCCGGUGCCGCUAUCGCAGCUUUUCUUAUUCCAUCUUUUGCUCUGGCAGCUGGUCUCGCUCAUCUCGGUGUUCUCAUGUUCGAUAAUAUGUCGACGAAGUGGGCGAUGGCUACGGGCUUGGAUUUCGAAGUUGAAGUUGAGGGGAAGAAGUUGAAGGAGAAGAUGGGGGGGGGAGAUGAGGGGGAAGUGAGGAGGAAGAAAGUGGGGAGGAGAAGGAAGGAUAGAGGAAGGAAGGGAAGAGGGAAAGGGAUAGGGAUAGGAAGAGGGAAAGGGAUGGGGGAGAGGGAGAGGGAGAGGGAGAGGGAGAGGGAGAGAAGGGAGCAGGAUGAGGGAAGAGGGAUGAGGGAGAGAAGAAAGAGAAAAAGGAGAGAAGGUGAUGGAUAUGGAGAUGGAGAGGGAGAGGGAGAGAAGGAGGGAGGAAAAGAGAUAUAG
This is a messenger RNA of Sclerotinia borealis F-4128, 1737 nucleotides long. Lineage: Eukaryota; Fungi; Ascomycota; Leotiomycetes; Helotiales; Sclerotiniaceae. The record is from the annotation of a GenBank genome assembly.